Messenger RNA from Rubroshorea leprosula, 3751 nucleotides. Lineage: Eukaryota; Viridiplantae; Streptophyta; Magnoliopsida; Malvales; Dipterocarpaceae. The record is from the annotation of a GenBank genome assembly.
CCUUAAGAGGAAAACGAGGGAGGAAAUGGAUAUUGAUCGCGGAGGAAGGAGACGGUACGGCAACGGCAACUCGACAACCAGUUUCAAGGAUUUCGUGAACAGACUGCCAGCUUUUGACAGAGGAUUACUAAAGCAAUGUAGACUAUGGGACAUUUUCAUUCCCAACAAGAGAGACAAAAGAGGCAACAGGUAUGGUUUUGCCAGAUUUUUAGAUGCCAGGAAUGAGCAGGAGAUGAAGAAGCAACUAGGAAAUAUAUGGAUUGGUAACCAAAGGGUGGUUUUCAACUCGGCUGUGGAAAGAAGAAAGGAGAAGAGAAGAAUGGAAGCAAAACCAGCAGACGAAGGAAGCUGGAAAAGUAACAAAAGGACAAUCACUGCUGAAGAUAAGAAUACAGUGGAAGAAGGGAGUAGGAAGAGUCCAAGAAUGACAUAUGCGCAAUGCCUUCUCCAGCCGAAAGAAAUGGCAAACUCCUCCGAAACAGGAAACAAAGAUCCAACACCGUUGGAGUCAAAAGAAUUUCCAAGGAGGUCUAACAAAGGAAUGCCUAAGACUCCCAGUGUGAGUCAGCCUGUGUACAAAAAGGUGAUUGAACUAAAGGACACAGAUAAAGCUGAAGAUAAACUGAUGAUGUGUGCAGUUGGGGUGGUUUUAUUUCCAUCUAUCAUCCCAAACCUCCCAGAAAUUUUCUUUAAUGAAGGUUUCCCUUCUAUCAAAAUUGCCCCUAUGGGAGGUAACCUUGUUUUAAUCGAUGACAAGGAUCCGGAGUAUGUUAAGGAGCUGGUAGAUGGGAAUUUACAGUGGGUGGUAGCUUAUUUUGAUAGAAUUAAGUACUGGGCUCCAUCAGACAUCGCAGAAGAAAGAUUUGUGUGGGUGAGAAUCCAGGGAUUACCUAUACAUGCUUGGUCUGAAGAAAGCUUAUCAACGAUCGGUAACCAUGUGGGUAAACUUGUUUCAAUUGAUGAGUGUACACUCUCUAAGGAAUGUCUGGAUGCAGCAAGAAUUUUAGUAUCCACCAAGUCCAAAUUGGAGAUAAAUGAAGACUUCAUCCUCAAAGUGAAGAAUAACAGCUUCCACAUUGCUGUAGUGGAGGAAAAUUGGAGGACUGAUCCAUGGUGGCUGAAGAAAACUGUUAGCUCAAUUGCUGAGUCAGAAGUGAGUUCAACGGCGUUCAACUUCGGUGAAGAUUCCGGCGAUUUUGACGGUGACAGCAUGAACGGGUUAGAGCAGGACGAAAUUCAAACAAUGGCAUUAAUUGUUCUGACACAGUGCGCGGCUCAAAGAAGCUUGUUGAAAUGGGCAAGUUUUGCAAUGGCACUCUAUCAAAUCAAGAUAAUCCAAGAAACGGCCCAACUUGGAAGCCCAGAAGACAGCAAAAAUGAAGCCCAGUUGGUUAAGAACAAAACAAAAAUGGGUGACGAGGAGAAAGAUGGGCUUCAAGCGGACAAAAGCUCUAAUAAGAGCCCUUCUCUACCGCCUGAAACGAGGACUGAAUUAACAAAGCUAGUAACUGGUACAAAACGUGGAAGGAGGAGAAAAGCAACCAUCCAGCCAGUCAACUUCGGUGGUGAAUCCCCAGUACGCUCUCUAUCGGACAGCGACAUCCUAUACAACAAUAGAAGAAUCAAAGAAGGCAUGAUUGCAAAGGAAGCGAAGAAGGUGCUGGAUUUCGAGAGCAAGCUAGGAAUUCAAACCAAAAAUCAAGAAGAGCAGAUCUUAGAAAGGUUCAGGCGAAUGGAAGAGAGGGACAUGCAGGGUGUAGUUAAAAGAAAAGUGGUGAGAAAUAUGGUGAGGAAAGAGGAAAUUAAUUUUGCUUGCUUUCAAGAAACUAAAAUAGAGACUAUUGACAAGGAAUUUUGUGUAUCUAUUUGGGGGCAUGAAAACUUUGAUUGGGCAUAUAAGGCCUUGGUGGGUAGAUCAGGAGGUAUAUUGUGUGUGUGGGACAAUGAUAUAUUUGUUAAAGAAACAGUUAUCGAAAUACCAGGAGCAGUGGCAAUUUAUGGUCUAUGGGGACUAAAGAAGCAAAAGUGUUGCAUUGUCAAUGUUUAUGCCUCGUGUAACAGGAACGAAAGGUUGGAGUUAUGGGCUCAAUUACAAAAGAUGAUUGAGGAAGAUGAUGGCUUUUGGUGUAUAGUUGGUGAUUUCAACAGUGUAAGAUCAGAGGAAGAGAGAAGAGGAAGAUCUGAGCAUUCUCGCUACAGGGAGGACCUUAAUGACUUCAUUGAAAGUGGUGGUUUGAAUGAUCUGCCACUAACAAGGAGGAAAUUCACUUGGUAUAAGAGCGAUGGGUCAGCAAUGAGCAGACUGGACAGAUUUCUUAUUUCCGAUGAUCUUCUCACCUUCUGGGGUGACUACUGUCAAGUUGGAUUAAAUAGAUCCAUAUCAGACCACUGUCCAGUGAUAUUAAAGAAGGUUAACAGUGACUGGGGGCCAAAACCAUUUAGAGCUCUGAAUUGCUGGGAUCAACAUCCAGAUUUCAUCAGAGUAGUUGAGGAUAUUUGGAAAACUACUGAGGUUGGGGGAUGGAGUGGAUAUGUGUGCAAAGAAAAAUUCAAACAAUUGAGUAAUAAAUUGAAGACAUGGAAUAUCGAAGUCUUUGGUAACUUCGAGCAUCAGAUUGCAGACGCAAAAGCAAAAAUUAAAGGAGUAGAUAGCAAGAAUGAAGAAAAUGAAAUAACAGAGGAGGACAUCUUGCUCAGAAGGGAGGGGUUUAGUGAAUUAUGGGAAGCAUGGCAAAGAAGAGAAGUGGCAUGGAAGCAGAAGACUAAGCUUGACUGGGUUCAGCAAGGGGAUGCCAAUUCUAAGCUCUUCCAUAGAACUGCUAGUGGCAACAGGACCAGGAAAUUGAUUCGGGGCUUAUAUAAAAAUGGGUUAGAUGAUGAAGACAGAUUUUGGUUAGAAAGAGAUAUCUCAGAAGAAGAGGUGAAACAAGUAGUGUGGGAAUGUGGAGGGGAUAAGUCCCCAGAAUUCUCCAGCAAGGGCAAACUGGUGCUAGCUAACAAGAUUAAGAAAGUUUUAUCUAAAGUAAUUAGUGGGGCACAGUUCGCAUUUUUGGGAGGAAGACAAAUCACUGAUGGAAUACUGAUUUUAAAUGAAGUAGUGGAGGAGAUCAAGAGGAAAAAGGCUAGUAGCUUCAUUUUUAAAGCAGAUUUCGAGAAAGCAUAUGACUGUGUGAACUGGAAUUUCUUAGAUGAAAUGAUGUGGAGGCUUGGAUUUGGUGAAAAAUGGAGAAAAUGGAUAAGGGAAUGUUUGCAAACUGCUUCAGUACCAGUUCUUGUUAAUGGAAGCCCAACUGAUGAGUUCAAAAUGGAGAGAGGGAUAAGACAAGGUGAUCCCAUUGCUCCGUUUCUCUUUUUAAUUGUUGUGGAAGGCUUAAAUGUGUUGAUUGAAUCAGCUGUAAGUAAGGAUCUAUUCCAAGGAGUCGAUAUAGGCCCUUUUGGCCUCAACAUAUCCCACCUCCAGUUUGCCGAUGACACCGUUCAUGGGGAAGGCAGAUCCUACAAAUAUAAAAGCUGUGAAAGGGAUGUUGAGAUGGUUUGAACUAGUUUCGGGGUUGAAAAUCAAUUUUAACAAAAGUGUGAUGUAUCCGUUCUAUGUCUCGGAUGAGUGGGGAAGAAUGGUAGCUGCUACUCUUAAUUGUAAAUCAGGGUCCAUCCCAUUCACAUACCUUGGCAUGCCAGUUGGGGAUGUUAUGUGCAGGAGGAAACCUUGGAUUCCAGUUAUUGACAAUUUUACUAAAAAGCUGGCAGUCUA